CUAACUUAAAAAUGAGUGAGGAUGUCGUUCACUACCAGAACCAGAGAUCAUCAUCUCCGGACCCCAGCUGUGUGUCUAAUGAAGAGUGAGGAAUCCAUAGGGCAGCCUCCUAAUCUGUGUGAUGGAGUUGUGACCUUUAACCCAAGAGAUGAUAAGACAAGAGAGCUGUUGCAAGAUUUUCUUGAACCAGAUGAUGUACCGAGAGUCAAAGACCAUCACAAAACCAGAAUGAAGGACAAGUAUGAGAACUUAGUCGAGGGAAACAAAUUACAAGAGACUCGAACCCUCCUGAACAGGAUCUACACACAACUCUACAUCAUUGAGGGAGAGUGUGAAGGAGUGAAUGAAGAACAUGAGGUUUUACAGAUGGAGAAAACAGCCAGAACACAACACUCACAAGACACUCCAAUCUACUGCAAUGACAUCUUUAAAGCCUCCGCUGAAGCAGGAUCAGAGGAGAAAGAGCAGAUCAAGACUGUUCUAACUAAAGGCAUCGCUGGAAUCAGAAAAACCGUCUCUGUGCAGAAGUUCAUUCUGGACUGGGCCGAGGGAAAAGCCAAUCAGGAUGUAGAUUUCAUGUUUGUGCUUCCAUUUCGAGAGCUGAACUUGAUCAGAGAUCAUCAGUACAGUCUUCACAGACUUCUGCUGGACUUUCAUCCUGAACUUCAAGAUCUGGACUCACAGAUUUAUGAGGAGUGUAAAGUUGUGUUCAUCUUUGAUGGUCUGGAUGAAAGCAGAAUCACACUGAUGUUUUCAGACGCUCAGAAAGUUUGUGAUGUGACUGAGACUUCAUCAGUGGCUGUGUUGAUGUCAAAGCUCAUGAAAGGAGAGCUGCUUCCCUCUGCUCUCAUCUGGAUCACCUCCAGACCAGCAGCAGCCAAUCAGAUCCCCUCCGAAUACAUCCACCGUCUGACAGAGAUUCAGGGAUUCACUGAGCCUCAGAAGGAGGAAUAUUUCAGGAAGAGGAUCAGUGAUGAGCAUCAAGCCAGCAGAAUCAUCUCACACAUCAGAAAAACAAGAAGCCUCCACAUCAUGUGCCACAUCCCCGUCUUCUGCUGGAUCUCAUCCACUGUGCUUCAGAAGCUCCUGGAAGAAGAUCUGAGAGCAGAAAUCCCUCAAACUCUGACUGAAAUGUACAUCCACUUCCUGCUGAUUCAGAUCAACAUGAGGAAGCAGAAGUAUGAAGAAAGAAAUCCAGAGAAACUCCUGAAGUUCAACAGAGAAGUGAUUGUAAAACUUGCUGAAGUGGCUUUCAAACAGCUGAUGAAGGGCAAUGUGAUGUUCUAUGAGGAGGACCUGAUUGAGAGCGGCAUAGACGUCACUGACGCCUCAGUGUAUUCUGGGAUUUGCACAGAGAUCUUUAAGGAGGAAUCUAUUAUUAAUCAGAGGAAAGUCUAUAGCUUCAUACAUCUGAGCUUUCAGGAGUUUCUGGCUGCUUUCUAUGUGUUCUACUCAUAUGUAGUAAAGAACCAUGAAUUUCUAAAAUUGUGGGCUGAAAAUUAUAAAUAUGAUCAUGAAUGUGGAUAUAAUAAGCAGUUGUUUGAAUUAUCUCUGUAUGGGUUACUAAUAACAGCAGUUGAUCAAACACUUCUGGGUGAAAAUGGGCACUUGGAUCUUUUUUUGAGGUUCCUGCUGGGUAUUUCAUUGGAGUCCAAUCAAAAACUCUUACGCGAUCUACUGACAGACACAGAAAACAGCUCAGAGACCAUCAGAGAAACCACACAGUACAUUAAAGAUGAAAUCAAGACAAAUGACAGUCUCUCCGCUGACAGAUCCAUUAAUUUGUUUCUCUGUCUGCUGGAAGUGAAAGAUCAGACUCUGUACCAAGAGAUUCAGGACUUUGUGAAAUCAGAAAAACACUCAGAGAAGAAACUGUCUCCAGCUCACUGCUCAGCAAUAGCCUACAUGCUUCAGAUGUCAGAUGAGGUGCUGGAUGAGAUUGAUCUUAUGAAAUACAACACGUCAGAUGAGGGAAGAAGGAGACUGAUACCAGCAGUGAAAAACUGCAGAAAAGCUCUACUUGCUGGAUGUGGUCUCUCUGGUCAGCAUUGUGAAAGUUUGUCUUCAGCACUCCAACCAUCAAACUCCUGUUUGAGAGAGAUUGACCUCAGUAACAAUGACUUACAGGAUUCAGGAGUGAGGCUACUCUCUGCUGCGCUGAAGAGUUUACACUGUCAACUGAACAUACUGAGGCUUACUGGAUGUGGUCUCUCUGAUCGACACUGUGAAUGCUUGUCUUCAGUUCUACAAUCAUCAAAUUCCAGUCUGAUAGAGCUGGAUCUGAGUAAUAAUGAUCUGCAGGAUUCAGGAGUGAAGAUGCUUUCUGCUGGAUUGAAGAGUUCACACUGUCAACUGAACAUUCUGAGAUUGGUCGUCUGUAAUCUCACUGGUAAGUGCUGUGAAAGUUUGUCUUCAGUUCUACAAUCAUCAAACUCUUGUCUGAGAGAUCUCGACCUCAGUAACAAUGACCUGCAAGAUUCUGGAGUAAAGCUGCUCUCUGCUGGAUUGAGGAGUUCAUAUUGUCAACUAAACAUACUGAGGCUGUCUGGCUGUAUGGUGACAGAGGAAGGAUGUGGUUGUUUGUCUUCAGCCCUGACUUCAAACCCCUCAAACAUGAGAGAACUGGAUCUGAGCUACAAUCACCCAGGAGAGUCAGGAGUCAAGCUGCUGUCUGAGAUACUCAGCCAUCCAAACUGCACACUAGACAAACUCAAUGUGGAUCAUGGAGGAGAUUUCAGGAUUACAGCAGGACUACACAAAUAUGCCUGUGAUCUCACACUGGAUCUAAACACAGCAAACAUUCAUCUUAUUGUUUCCGAGGAUAACAAAAAGGUGAUACAUGUGAAAGAGAAUAAGUUAUAUUCUGAUCAUCCAGAGAGAUUUGAUGAGUGUAGUCAGUUUCUUUGUCGAGAGAGCCUGUCUGGACGAUGUUACUGGGAGGCUGAAUGGAGUGGACAUGAUGCUGAUAUGUCAGUCACAUAUAAAUGUAUUAGCAGGAAAGGAGGGAGUGAUGAUUGUUGGUUUGGAUCCAAUACAAAUUCUUGGAGUCUGAUCUGCUCUGAUUUUGGUUUUACUGUUCGUCACAAUAAGAAGUUCACUGUCAUACAUGUCCCUUUGCGCUCCUCUAAGAGAGUAGGAGUGUAUGUUGACAUGUCGGCUGGCACGCUGUCCUUCUACAGCAUCUCUGACACACUCACGCACUUACACACAUUCAGCUCUACAUUCACUGAACCUCUCUAUGUUGGAUUUGUAGUUUGUGAGGGUUCCUCUGUAUCUUUGUGUCAUCCUGUGAAAAUCCGGUGAGCUGAAAACCUGACUAAAAAUGUAUUCUCUCACUUCAUAUAUUUGUCCUGACAGUUUCCCAGCAUUUUUUGCAUUUGCAAGACAUCUGGCUGGGUUUGUGUACUUUUACACUCAAGAGAGUCUCCAAUUACAUGAAACAUAUUUGGUGAUUUGUUCUUUGCUAAUUAGGUCCGGAAUUAUGUAAAAUAUUACAUGUUUUGUAUGUGCUCUCAUUGUUCAGUUGUCUAUUUUCAGAAAUGUAGUACCACUUGAUGACUAUGAUCAGAAUAACUUCUCAUGCUACAUUUACAUCUAUUACUUUUUCAUUUUACCUAGUGUAUAUUUAGAGUGAAUGUCAAUAAAGCCUAUCUUGCUUAAA
Messenger RNA from Carassius gibelio (silver crucian carp), 3661 nucleotides. RefSeq names its product NACHT, LRR and PYD domains-containing protein 12-like. The record is from RefSeq and is a predicted model, not a curated record. Bases 22 to 3303 code for a protein of 1093 amino acids. The transcript has 8 exons. NCBI's taxonomy places the organism in Eukaryota, Metazoa, Chordata, Actinopteri, Cypriniformes, Cyprinidae. Gene Ontology annotation, molecular function: protein binding.